AAACAAAUGUUUUUUUAAUUGAAUGUUCAUCCAAACAAAACCUUAUCGACACUUUGUUAAAUUUCCCAAUUUGCUAUGACCCCAAAAAAAUCUUAAACCGAACCCUACGACACCGUAUUCGUCAGUCUCCCUAAUUGUCCCCGCCGAUUCCCAAAACUCCACCGACGACCACCGUAGCUUUUUCUCUCCGGUCGUUCUUCCGUCGAUCUCUUCUCCGGAGAUCUUCUUCUCCGUGCACCAUUCAUCUCUAUCUCACUCGCUCCAUAUAUACACACAAAUACAUACAUACAUAUAUUAUCUCCCUAUGGGUGUCUGAUACCAUUGGCAAUUUCCUCGACUUGCUCUUUUUGCUGAGAAAGAAAUACGGCAGUGGAGAAAACAGGUCGAUUAAAUACGGAAAGCAGUACAAAGCAUCUAGAAAAGGAACUGUAAUGGUAACUGAAUCGCAAAAGACUACCACAGUCGUUGAUUGAUUGAAUUAGUCAAGGUGCUCACAAGCUAGCUAGACGAUAUGGUAAGAGGUAUGUCAUAAGCAGUAAUGGUGGACUACUAUGCAACUAACCCUGGACCAGUUGAGGAUAUUGUGCUGUACGAUCAAGAUAAACAUGUAUCAUCUGCUGUUUGGGAGGGGCAGGAGCGUGGUGCUCUUAGGUGCCAUGAGCACACAUCAAAGCUCGAUCAGUGGAUGCUCACAGAGAAACAGGUUGAGUUGGUUAAAAUGGCUGGAUUUGGCUAUUUGAGAAUGAUACCGGCAAUCAGUUUGGAUAACCCACUCAUAUCUUCCCUAGUUGAGAGAUGGAGAAGAGAAACAAACACAUUCCAUUUCACUGUUGGGGAAAUGACUGUUACCCUUGAGGAUGUCGCGUACUUGCUUGGGCUACCAGUUGAUGGUGAGGCUGUUAUAGGUGUGACAUAUACUUCAUGUGAAGCAGUCUGUAUCAAAUUGUUGGGGAAAGCACCUGACUCUGGAUAUACGAGUGGUGGGAUGGUGAAGCUUAGUUGGUUAAAAGAGACCUUCUCCCAGUGUCCGGAGGAUGCUUCCAUGGAGGAUAUUGCUCGUUGUACACGUGCUUAUCUUCUUUACCUGGUUGGUAGCACCAUCUUUUCAACUACAACUGGCAAUAAAGUACCUGUCAUGUACCUUCCACUGUUCGAAAAUUUUGAUGAAGCUGGCAAGUAUGCUUGGGGUGCUGCAGCAUUAUCCUUCUUGUACAGAGCACUCGGCAAUGCUUCCCUUAGGUCCCAAAGCACAAUUAGUGGCUGUUUGACAUUAUUACAGUGCUGGAGUUACUACCACCUCAAUGUUGGUCGGCCAAAGCUUAAUCAUGAUCCAAUCCAUGAGUGUUUCCCAUUUGUGCUUAGGUGGAAAGGUAAACAAAGCAGUCCAACGUCAAACCGUGAUGUGGCAUUCUACCGAAAAUCAUUGGACUCUAUGAAGCCAUCUGAUGUUGACUGGUGUCCUUACUCAAACAUUAGUCAUACCGUCAUACCAGAACAUAUAUUGCGCAGCCUCAUUCUGGGGAGAUCAAAGACCAUGUUGAUAUGUUAUGACAAGGCAGAAAGACACCUUCCAGAUCGUUGCCUACGGCAAUUUGGCAUGCAUCAGACUGUUCCCGAAGAGGUACAGAAAUGGGAGAGGAAGAGUCGAGGAGUUGAUGGUGGUGUAGAUCUCUCAACAAAAAUGGAAUCAGAGCUUAAUGAAUGGUCAAAUCGACAUCUCUACAUUGUGGAGGCAGAGGAAGAUGUUGAGGAAAGUGAAUACAUGCAGUGGUAUAUGAGAAUUACAAGGAAGUUGGUUGGGAGGCCUGUACCUAUCUCAUCUGAGUUUCAACGGAUGAAUGCUGCACUGAGAGAGAUUGCCCAUAUAGCAGAAACCAUUUCAACUCAUGGGUUGGAUGAUCAACAGUUACAAUCUGUCACAAGAAUCCGAUAUAUUACUUAUGAAUGCCUGAGGGAUCAGAUUGCAAGUACAGUAUUUGUUGCAUCAAACUCACAAAGUGAAGCUGGAAAGAAAGUACGUGGAAAGGAGAGAGUAAGAAGGAAGGGGAUGGGCAAACGUAAGCGUAAAGAAGAGGUAGACCAAUAUUAUGCAGCAGGGAUACCCAUGCAACAUCGGAUACCUGCUACAGCUUUUGAUGUUGAUCCUUCUCACCUAUAUCACAUCGGCAAUGAGAUGGACAAUCCUCAUUUGUGCAUUACAGUAAGUGAAGAUGAUCAUGGUCGGAUAUCUCACGUAGCUCAAAGUGUCGAUGAUAUUGAUUUCUGUGAAGAUGCUAAGGAAGUUGAUGAAUCACACUUCCAUCAUCUAGUUGGAGAACAAGAUGACCAUCUCUCCAGUGAAGUAGCAGAAGAUAAACCUCAUGCUUCAUUGGAUAUCGUGGUUCCUCAGGUCUCCCAUGAAACUAGAGAGGAUGUUGCACAGCAGAACGAUUAUGGGGUUCUUGUUUAGACCAGUAAAGAUGAAAUUUAUGGCUUGCACAAUUUUCAGUUCAUUUGGAGAUGUUUUUCUCCUCUGUCCUAAUUGAGGAGAAAGAAAAUUAUGCAACAAUACUUUGAGCCCCGUUUGAAUUGACUUAAAAAGUGUAACUUUUAAAAAGUUAACUUUUUAAAGUGUUUGAAAUUUAUUUUGCAGUUGAAAAAAAA
This is a messenger RNA of Solanum lycopersicum (tomato), 2643 nucleotides long. Its product is annotated as protein MAIN-LIKE 2. NCBI's taxonomy places the organism in Eukaryota, Viridiplantae, Streptophyta, Magnoliopsida, Solanales, Solanaceae. The record is from RefSeq and is a predicted model, not a curated record. Gene Ontology annotation, biological process: meristem maintenance; meristem development.